AUGUCUCCAGUUCGCCGCAUUGCACAGAUCGUUCACCUUAAGCCCUCCGCGGUGGCCGCAUACAAGGAGUGCCACGCUAAUGUCUGGCCGGAGGUUCUGCAGCAGAUAAAGGACUGCAACAUUGUUGACUACUCAAUUUUCUUCGACAAUGACCGCACCCUCUUCGCGACUUUCAAGUAUGUCGGAACAGACUUUGAGGGCGAUAUGGAAGCCAUGCGGGCCAACCCAAAGGUGAGAGAAUGGUGGGCUAUGACCGAUGGAAUGCAGGAGAGCCCCAUCCCUGGUGCCGUGGGUAGUGCCGAUGGACCCGGCUGGUGGAAGGGGUUGGAUGAAGUCUUCUAUACCGAGUGA
Penicillium pulvis is the source of this 351-nucleotide messenger RNA. Its product is annotated as L-rhamnose mutarotase. Lineage: Eukaryota; Fungi; Ascomycota; Eurotiomycetes; Eurotiales; Aspergillaceae. Gene Ontology annotation, molecular function: racemase and epimerase activity, acting on carbohydrates and derivatives. Bases 1 to 351 code for a protein of 116 amino acids. The record is from RefSeq and is a predicted model, not a curated record. The transcript has 3 exons.